GUCUGCAUUUGAUGCACAUCAUUUGCAAUUUGGAGCAAUAUUUUUCUAAAUAAUAAUUUUAGUGAUUCAACGCGUGUAUCACAAAUAUUGCUGGAAAGAAAAAGCUAGGUGUGAUACAGAAUUGGCAGAUGGACGAACACGUCCCAUCCCUACACCCUUUUAAGCGUCGUUUACUACACAAUACAUUGACAAGACCUUGAACUCGAGACAUACUAGUUACAUACUCACAUUUGCCCGUAUGAACGCCGCUGCAAUUCAAACAAUAUUGGUUAAACUUUGUAAUACCUUACAUAAACUUUAUGUAUGCAAUAUGUUGAUAAUAAGUAGUUCCACAGCCGCGCCUACCUUUCGCAUUAUUCGUGAAGUCUACGAAAGCACCAAUGCACAUGAACGCUUUGAAGCUGAAUUGGACAAAGCGUUGGAGGCUAAAGUGGAUUAUAUAAUUAUUGAACCGCCCAGAUUGGGCGAUGAAACUGGACGUUGGAUAACCGUGGGCAAUUGCUUGUACAAAACAGCUAUUACAUCGGGAGUGGCUUCGCUCAUAUCCAGUUUAAUUUGGCGGGACCGACCAUUCAUUGCCGCGCCUAUGUGUGCUGUAUCGCUUUUCUGUACAGGCUUAUACACAGUGUCAUGGAAUUAUGAUCCCUGCUGCCAGUAUCAGGUGCAAAAUGAUGAUGAAAUCCUUAGCAAAUUACCUCUGGGAGAUGUGUCUGCGCCUGUGAUUUUAGGCUAUUCUCCAAAUACCAAAACCAAGUACUUGCAUCGCAGCGUUACUCUACUUUCAGCAGCGUUCUGUGCAUGGCAAAUCUGGCGGUCAUACAAGUAGCUAAGCUUACGAGCGCUUACUACUAUAGCCUGAAUAGAGUUGCAUGCUUAUACGAAUAAAAUAAAAGUAGAUUGUCAAUGCCGCUAAAUCAAAUAUGUUUGCACAUUUAUAAUUUGUCAUGCAUGCAACCACGCCGCCAGCUCUCGAAAUCGGACCGCAAUCAAAAGUACCCAAUUGUCCACACACAGAUGUAAUAGGAAACUAUGCAGCAGUUAUAAUAAUCGCCAUAACUCAGUGUGGAGCAGAAAAUAUUGCAAGUUAUUCACGGAUAAACAACAUCCUAAUUUUUUUUUCUAUUUAAUAUAAUUCACUAAUUUUUAUUUUAUAAAAUUUUACAAGUAAUAAGAAUGAAAAUAAGUAAAUAACGCGUUAUUAUAAAAAAAAAGCGAAAAUAUAUGUGGAAUUAAUUUGGAAAUCAUUUGAUGAUGUGCCGAUUACAAGGGAUAUUUGAGAAAUUAGUUUUAAAUUCAAAAGUUUCAUUUAGUUAAAAGUUAAAGUAGAAAUGAACAACAAGAAACUAGAUUGUGCAUUCGAAUUUUUAUAGGAAAUUUUUCGUUUAAUAAAUGAUGUAUUCCCUUUAACGCUGCGUUCCACUAUUUCUUCAUUUGCCCCCUUUCAUCAUUUAUUUCCUAGUGUUAUUAAGUACAUGCCAUUACGUGGCCAUGGAACUUCCUCGGUCAUCUGCAUUGUUCUUAGUUGUUGUGUAAAAAAGUGGCGCUCAGCAGCAUUAAACUACAUUCGCAUUGAACAAAGUGUGUAAUUUUGUAUUGUUUUAAUCCA
This is a messenger RNA of Anastrepha ludens (Mexican fruit fly), 1606 nucleotides long. It is a transcript of the gene Pmi, whose product is annotated as transmembrane protein 11 homolog, mitochondrial. The record is from RefSeq and is a predicted model, not a curated record. Gene Ontology annotation, biological process: inner mitochondrial membrane organization. Gene Ontology annotation, cellular component: mitochondrial inner membrane. NCBI's taxonomy places the organism in Eukaryota, Metazoa, Arthropoda, Insecta, Diptera, Tephritidae. The coding region runs from base 239 to 826 and encodes 195 amino acids. The transcript is spliced from 3 exons.